GUAUCUUGCUGAUCGUUACGUUGAAGGUACUUGCCCAAAGUGUGGUUAUGUGGAUGCUCGAGGGGACCAAUGCGACUCUUGCGGACAACUUCUCAACGCUAUCGAGUUGAUAAAUCCACGCUGUCAGCAAGAUGGGAAUGCUCCGAUUACACGGGAAUCGCGCCAUAUGUUUCUUAAUUUGAAUACGCUUCAAGGUCCCACUGAGCGAUGGAUAGAGGACGCCAGUACUGAAGGGAAAUGGUCUCUAAAUAGUAAGACGAUUACCCAGAAUUGGCUUCGUGAAGGUCUCAGACCACGAUGUAUCACGCGUGAUUUGCAAUGGGGCACCAAGGUACCUCUGGAAGGCAUGAAAGACAAAGUAUUCUAUGUGUGGUUCGACGCCCCUAUUGGUUACUUGUCGAUAACUGCAAAUUAUACUGACCAAUGGGAACAGUGGUGGAAGAAUCCCGAAGACGUAAAAUUGUACCAAUUUAUGGGGAAGGACAACGUGCCUUUUCACACUGUCAUGUUUCCUAGUACUCUAAUUGGUACGGGAGAGACUUGGACGCUGUUGCAUCAUUUGAGUACAACAGAAUAUCUGAAUUACGAGAAUACCAAGUUUUCUAAAUCACGUAACAUUGGCGUAUUUGGCGAUGAUGUCAAGGACACUGGAAUACCCGUGUCAGUAUGGCGAUAUUAUCUUCUGUCAAUUAGACCAGAGACUAGCGAUUCCAUGUUUACAUGGAAAGAAUUUAUUACAAAAAACAACACCGAAUUACUUGCAAAUCUGGGUAACUUUGUCAAUCGAGUCGUUAAAUUCACUAUUGCAAAAUAUAAUGGUAUUUUGCCCGAUUUUACCAUGGAUGGGGAAGAUGAGCAAACACUCACUAAAAGUGUCAACGAGAUAUUAACUAAAUAUUUGGAGGCUAUGGAGAAUGUUAAGAUUAGAGCUGGAUUAGAAAAGGCGAUGGAAUUGUCUCACCUGGGAAACCACUAUCUUCAAGAGUCCAAGCUUGAUAACACUUUAUUUGCCGAAACUCCCAAAAAGUGUGCAGCGGUUAUUGGUGCCACGAUAAACAUAAUAUAUUUGUUGUCUGCAUUGAUUGAGCCCUAUAUGCCAUCGACAAGUGAAUCCAUUCUACGUCAGCUUAACGUCCCAGCACGUACUAUUCCUGAUUCUUGGACGAUUGAUAUUUAUCCUGAACAUAAAUUGGGAAAGGCCGAGUAUUUAUUCCGGAGAUUAGACGAUAAGCAGUUUAAAGAAAAGUAUGGAGGUGGAGAUACAAA
Paraglomus occultum is the source of this 1266-nucleotide messenger RNA. Lineage: Eukaryota; Fungi; Glomeromycota; Glomeromycetes; Paraglomerales; Paraglomeraceae. The record is from the annotation of a GenBank genome assembly.